GCAGCAGCAGAUGCAGCAGCAGCAGCAGCAGCAGCACCAGAUGCAGCAGCAGAUGCAGCAACAGCGGAUGCAGCAGCAGCAGGCGCAGCAGCCUAUGCAGCAUCAGCAGAUGCAGCAGCAGCAGAUGCAGCAGCAUCAGAUGCAGCAGCAGCAGAUGCAGCAGCAGCAGAUGCAGCAGCAGCAGAUGCAGCAGCAGCAGAAGGGCGGCCCGCCGCAGCACCCGCAGCAGCAGAUGCCGUAUCAGCAGAAGGGCGGCCCGCCGCCGCAGCAGAUGCCGUAUCAGCAGAAGGGGGGCCCGCCGCCGCAGCAGCAGCAGGCGCCGGCGAUGCAGGCGCCGCCGAUGGUGGCGCCACCCGGGGGCAAGGGGGACUUCGGCAAGGGCAAGGGGGACUUCGGCAAGGGCAAGGGGGACUUCGGCAAAGGCCAGCAGUGGGGCCAGCAGGACCCGUACGCGGCCGAGCAGCGCCGCCAGGCGGAGCAGAAGCAGCGGGAGGAGGAGUACCAAAGGAAGCAGGAGGAGAAUAGGAAGUGGAGAGAGGAGCAGGAAAAGCGCCGCAAGGAGGAGGAAGAGAAGAGGAAGGCGGAGGGCGCGGCCUGCCAGACCAUCAGGCACUUUGCGUCCGCCUCCAGUCCGCAACCGCUUGCGAAUCCUACCCCUGCGGGCUCAAUCGACGCUGGGGUGUCGGACGGCCCUGCAGGGGUUCGCACUGCUGUGGGCG
Prorocentrum cordatum is the source of this 719-nucleotide messenger RNA. NCBI's taxonomy places the organism in Eukaryota, Dinophyceae, Prorocentrales, Prorocentraceae. The record is from the annotation of a GenBank genome assembly.